CCUUCGCUGAUGUUCGCUGAUGUUCGUUGAUGUUCUUUUUGAGAAUCAUUGAUCUAACUUAGAUUACAUAUUUGCCUUCCAACGGACCUUGAAAGCCUGUUUCCUUCCUUCUCCCGGCGUAGACACAAACCCGACAACCGUAGAGUAACCUACCUAUGUCCAAUGUACACUCGUGAUGCCGGCCGAAGGCGCAAUCCUUCAUGGUGGGGUGAUUGACGAUCGUGGACUUACAUACCUAAGCUAUAUACACACAUACCUACAUACCUAAAUGCACACCUGUGAUUACGACUUACCUAAAAUAACGGUGACUUUCUCUAUCAUCGGCAGGUCGAGCGAUUGGCGAUAAGUAGGUGCUCACAAUCCUUUGUACGUCAUACAUGUAGGCACAUACACAUACCUACCUAGUAAAUCGAGAUAGAAGAGCGGUCGGUGUUCAAUCCGAGUAUCCAUUUGCUAGUUAGGCCAGCAAGGAUUGUAGCAUGUCCCUCUUGGCAGGUUAGGGGUUUCGUGGUGAUGAGCGUUGAAAAAAUAUGAAAGAGAUGAGAAGUGUCACUUUUCAUAUUGACAUACUAUCUCCAACAUCAUCAUCAACAACACCUACAUACUUAUUCACCUUUGUCACGAGCGGCUUACUGAUAACUUUAAAUAUCCUUUGUCUCAGAUUUCUAGCCGUUCGGGAGAGCAGAUGGCAUCAAGCUUCCUGCAGUAUGGGUAGGACAGCUAUCUAUGUAAUGUAUGUAUGUACCUACAACCUGGGCAAUGUAGGUACCUACAUAUACCUACAUGCCUAUGUCGUAACAACAGUGUUGCAUUCCCAUCAGGCCAGCUUCGGACGUUAAUGAUUCCCUCCCGGACGCUGGUGCAAAGCGAAGCUCGUGAUCCUUGUUAUGGACAUUACGCUGCUACUACGCCGUACUGCUGCCCUUCCCUGCCCUGUCUUCUACAUAGUAUUCCAAUGCUCCCCUUCGAGUUUUAAGAAAAAUCCCUGUUCAACGCAAAACCCGUUAGCCGCGAAUGUCGAAAUCCCCGGUUCCGUAAAAAAAAAAAAAAUAGUUACGAACGAAACCUAGAACGCAACGGACAAGCCCAUUAUCAUUUCAUCGUCAGAUCAAUGGAUCAUUCCAAACCCCUCCCCUCCCUCCUCCUCCUCCUCCCCAUUCGUAUUUCCCCAGUCGGAAUCC
Molecule: messenger RNA, 1181 nt
Organism: Hypoxylon fragiforme
Lineage: Eukaryota; Fungi; Ascomycota; Sordariomycetes; Xylariales; Hypoxylaceae
Exons: 2
Coding region: 531-839 (102 amino acids)
Source: RefSeq, a predicted model, not a curated record